AUGACUCAGUCAGAAUCUUUAGUAAUAGUGCUUCCAGUCACCCAGCUAAAGAAAUCAUCACCAAACACAAUCUAUAGUCUAUUCUCGAUCGUGAAUAAAGGGUAUGAAAAACCUACGAAUGAAUACAAAAUUGUUUUAAAUAAAAGAAUAGAAUCUCCUGAUUUAUUUUUUGAGGAUUUAGGAUUUUCCAAAUGCCACGAAAGGGCUUUUUUUUACGUCUUGGUAGACUCCAGUUUACUAAACAAUCCCCAAUUUGCUUCGUCGUUUAAGAAAGUUCAAGCAACCUCAAAUUAUUUUGAAUACUCAUAUACAGACAAUGAGCAGUCUCUGAAUUUUGGUUUUCCAUUUGACCAGGUGCUUGCAACCGUUGGGUAUAAACCAAUAUCUAACGGUAGCUUUGAAAUAACUGGUUAUACGUCUUUCGGUAAAGGCUGUGGGGUAGAACUUUUCAACAAAUCUUUAUUUCAUCUCACUACACAAGUUAAUGUAACAACUUUAAUAGCAAUGGUUAUUGUAGAACAUAACUUAGUUGGGUACUAUGAGAAAAAAUUAGGUUUCACAGAAAUAGAACGCAUAAUAGUUAAAAAAACUGACCCCAAAUCAUCCGGUUUUCAAGGUAAUUUUAAAUGUGCCAAAGACAUUCACAUAUCUCAUCUUCAGAAGGCUAUUUAA
Messenger RNA from Tetrapisispora phaffii CBS 4417, 672 nucleotides. It is a transcript of the gene RMD6, whose product is annotated as Rmd6p. The record is from RefSeq and is a predicted model, not a curated record. Bases 1 to 672 code for a protein of 223 amino acids. Lineage: Eukaryota; Fungi; Ascomycota; Saccharomycetes; Saccharomycetales; Saccharomycetaceae. The transcript has a single exon.